Molecule: messenger RNA, 393 nt
Organism: Lottia gigantea (owl limpet)
Lineage: Eukaryota; Metazoa; Mollusca; Gastropoda; Lottiidae
Exons: 1
Molecular function (GO): protein binding
Source: RefSeq, a predicted model, not a curated record
GGUAAUUCACCGUUAAUGGCGGCCUCACUUUUAAAUAAUUUACCCUUUAUUCAAUUUUUAGCCACUUUACCCUGCGACGUCAAUAGACAAAACCAUCAGGGCCAUACAGCACUUCACCUAUGUGUCAUCGGAUUUACUUUGAUAAAAGAAAAAUUAAAUAUGAUGAAAGUCAAUUCAGUAGUGAAAGAGUUAUGUGCCCGUGAAUACUAUCCCAUAUAUCUUGAAUCUAUUGAUAUUUUACUCAAUCUUGGUGCAGACGUCAAUAUACAAGAUAAAGGUGGGGAAACGGUUUUAAUGUUGGCUUGUGUGAAAAAUGAUAGAAAAUUGUUAGAAAAACUAUUAAAACAUGGAGCUGAUGUGAAUAUUGUAGAUAACCAUGGUCGAUCUGCUCUA